AUGGAUUGGGGGAGGGGAAGGAUUGGACCUCCGGACGGCAAACGUGUUUACGGAUUACCUGAUGUUAAGCAAUCAGCGCCGCUCAUGGACACCUGCAACAAUGGAAGAGUUACGAGUGUGAUGCCGAUCUUUUUGGGUUUAGGGUUUUGGGGUUUAAGGAAUUGGGGAGGUGUUGGGGAAGGGAAAGUAUUGGGCCUCCGAAUGGCUCGACCAACCCACUUGGUGCUGCUUCUCAUCACGCUGGGCGUGGUGCAUACAUCCCAGGGUCACGCCCGCUCCUUCACCAGAUGUCAACUGUCUAGAGAAUUGCUGCGAUACAAUUUCCCGAGGAGUAUGAUACCUAACUGGGUGUGCCUGAUCGAGCACGCGAGUGGCAGAACAACAGACAAAGUGACAAACCAUAACAACUCAUACACCAGCUAUGGACUGUUUCAGAAAUUUUUAGACCUCGACUUGGAACAGGAGAAGGAACGAUGUGGUUUUUUUUUCAUAACAGCGCGACAGUUGCCGCGUCGCGUGUCGCGGUAUGAUGCUGUCGGUCAUGAAUAUAUCAUGCCGCAUAGCAUCAUACCGCGACAUGGCCUCUAG
Molecule: messenger RNA, 588 nt
Organism: Spodoptera exigua (beet armyworm)
Lineage: Eukaryota; Metazoa; Arthropoda; Insecta; Lepidoptera; Noctuidae
Source: the annotation of a GenBank genome assembly